AUGACCAUCCAUGUAGAGGGGCUUGUGGCUAUCGCGAUCUUCUAUCUACUGAUCCUGGUUGUGGGCAUCUGGGCGGCAUGGAAGAACAAACACUCCGGGGAGGCGGAGGGGACCAACCGCAGCGAGACCAUCAUGGUGGGAGGGAGAGACAUCGGAUUAUUUGUCGGUGGAUUUACCAUGACAGCGACCUGGGUUGGAGGAGGAUAUAUAAAUGGCACAGCUGAGUAUGUGUAUCUACCUGAUUAUGGCUUGGCUUGGGCACAAGCUCCCUUUGGAUAUGCCCUCAGCCUUGUUGUGGGUGGCCUUUUUUUCGCUAAGCCCAUGCGCUCAAGAGGUUACGUCACCAUGUUGGACCCCUUCCAGCAGAUAUAUGGGAAACGUAUGGGUGGACUCCUCUUCAUACCUGCACUCAUGGGAGAGAUCUUCUGGUCUGCUGCCAUCUUAUCUGCCCUUGGUGCCACUCUGAGUGUCAUUGUGGACAUCAACAUCAAGAUGUCAGUGGUUAUCUCAGCUCUCAUUGCAAUCUUUUACACCCUGGUUGGAGGACUUUACUCUGUGGCCUAUACUGACGUGGUGCAGCUCAUCUGUAUCUUUAUCGGCCUGUGGAUCAGUGUCCCUUUUGCUUUGACCAACCCCGCGGUGUCAGACAUCACCGUUACUGCGGUGAAGCAGGUGUACCAGUCUCCUUGGAGAGGCAGCAUCGGCAAGAACGACACCUGGGUCUGGAUCGACAACUUCUGCCUCCUGAUGCUUGGAGGAAUACCCUGGCAGGUGUAUUUCCAGAGGGUCCUGUCGGCCUCCUCGGCCACCUACGCCCAGGUCCUCUCCUUCCUGGCUGCUUUCGGGUGCCUGGUCAUGGCCGUGCCCUCCGUUCUCAUCGGGGCCAUUGGGGCCUCCACAGACUGGAACCAGACGAGUUAUGGGGCCAUCGCUCCUAAAGAUAGGGACCAAGCCGACAUGAUUCUACCCAUCGUGCUCCAACAUCUUUGCCCUCCAUUCGUCUCUUUCUUCGGACUUGGUGCAGUGUCUGCAGCUGUCAUGUCCUCCGCAGACUCAUCCAUCCUUUCAGCAAGCUCCAUGUUUGCCAGGAACAUCUACCAACUUGCUUUCAGACAGUCCGCGUCUGACCGUGAGAUCGUAUGGGUGAUGCGCAUCACUAUCUUUGUAUUCGGUGGCCUUGCUACACUGAUGGCGCUUGUGACCGGGACAGUUUACGGGCUGUGGUACCUGAGCUCAGAUCUGGUUUACGUCAUCAUCUUCCCCCAGCUGAUCAGCGUGCUCUUUGUCAAAGGCACCAACACGUACGGCUCUGUGGCUGCCUACCUGUUCGGCAUGCUGCUGCGUAUAGGUGGAGGUGAGCCCUACCUGCGGAUGCCCCCUUUCAUUUAUUACCCUGGAUGGACCACUGAGCAGAGGAUACACCACAUGACCGGAGAGAUGGAGGAUGUGGUUGUCCAGAAGUUCCCCUUUAAGACCGUCUCCAUGUUGGCCUCCUUUCUGGGUAACGUUGCUGUCUCCUACCUGGCAAAGUACCUGUUUGAGAGCGGCAAGAUUUCACACAAAUACGACUUCCUGGAUGCAGUGGUGUCCAAGCACAGUGGAGAGAUUAUGGAUAAGACGACGCUUGUGACCCGUGGAAACAACAUUGGGCUGUCGGAGAUGGCGCCCGUCAAACCGCGGCUGAGCGUGACCUUGGCGGCGGCCUUCAAACGGCGAGACACACUGGCGGCUGAAACAGUGGAGGAGGAGGAUGAGUCCAGCCCUGAUUCCUCCCACCAUGAUGAAUAAUGACAAUCUCAGGAUGUUAUUUAAAAAAGAAAAAAACUUGAGAGUGAACUGUCAGAGAACUGGUUACUCUGUCUGACCUUCCAAAAAGAAAAAGGACGAGCAAACAUCCGCCCUUGGGACUACAGAAGUACCACAACCAGCAUGUGGUGAUACCAGCCACAUGGCGGAUGUAUAAAGUAGCAGCCUGCUAAUGUCAGGACAUGAAGUUCUCUUUCUGUGAAAUACAUCAAGCAUUCACUCAUAUAGUACUUAGAUAGUAGGGUGUACAGCAUCCGUUUUGAUUGGUCGACUUAAAGAAAACUGUCUUAUUUUAAAUGAUUUUUUCCUUAUUUAUCACUAAGAAAAAAGCAGAUCAAACUGGAGGAGACGUGAGUGCAGAUAGAGAUGCUGCAUGCAGUUUCUGCAGAGGAGAAGUAGUGCAAUAUUUGAUGAGGUAGGAAAUGGCAAGUAUUUAACAAGAAGCAAGUGAUGGCACAAGCAUAGUUGGAAGGUGGAGGGUUUACUGUAUGUACCACAUCAAUAAAAGCAAUAACACAUACACAUAGUUUGAACGCCUGUUCAAAAUAGGAUUGUGAGAGUGGAAGGAAAAAAGGAAAAGGAAAACAAAAGUAAGAAAAACCCUCAACUCAUUAAGUUUGAUACAGUUUUGACAGGCUUAUUCACAAAAACUGGUAAACACAUGAUGACUGUGAAUCAGGAAAGAAACAAUCAUUGUAUUAAGCUAAGUAGAAAAUAUACAAGUAGCAAGAGUAGUUGACUUGAAGCAUUAGCUGAUAUUCUCUUUAAUGUCAGGUGUAGAUUUUAUUCAUAACUAUCAGUGUAAAUUAGUGUUUAAAAUGAUCUUAUAUUAAGCUGCCUUAAUGAAGCUCGUAAAAACAGAAAGUUGAAUUCCCACAGUUCUGACAGGACUCUGGCUCGGAACAAAGACUUGAAUAUGAAUGUAACCUCUACAAAAAGAUCUCAAUAUAUCGAGUAGUGAACUUCUACUGCUGUUUGUGUAUGUUUUGUUUGUGAUUUUGCAAAGUCAAGCAGUAGCUAUUGUAAACAAUGUGGCGGCAGGUCCUGCUUCACGUAUAUAUUCAGCAGUACAGAAUAUUUUCACUGUGAAGUGUAUGUUUGUAUAAAUAUGGAGAAUAAUACAUAGAUAACAAAUUAUGCUGUUUAAAAAUGUUCAUAUAAGAUAGAAAGGAUGCUGUCUAAAUGUUUAUUUAUUUUUGA
This is a messenger RNA of Trematomus bernacchii (emerald rockcod), 3006 nucleotides long. It is a transcript of the gene slc5a7a, whose product is annotated as solute carrier family 5 member 7a. Lineage: Eukaryota; Metazoa; Chordata; Actinopteri; Perciformes; Nototheniidae. Gene Ontology annotation, cellular component: synapse; perikaryon; dendrite. The record is from RefSeq and is a predicted model, not a curated record. Gene Ontology annotation, molecular function: choline:sodium symporter activity. Bases 1 to 1788 code for a protein of 595 amino acids. Gene Ontology annotation, biological process: choline transport; synaptic transmission, cholinergic; transmembrane transport. The transcript is spliced from 8 exons.